GACAUCUGUAGUUUGAAACCGCUCCACAUUAACGCCUCUGCUGUAAGUGAAGACUGCCAACGAGAAUUGUCCGUACAUUUGCGCCCAACGAUUGACACAAAAUGCCCAAAACCAUCAAAGACCACAUCAUAGCCGCCCUGGAAGACAUCGGGAAUUUCAAACUGAAGAGAUUUAAGGCUAAACUGUGCGACGGCCAGGACCGCAGAAUACGCCGCGGAACGAUUGAAAACGCCGACCAGGUUGAUCUGGCUGAGAAACUGAUCAGCACGUACACGGAGAAGAUGGCGGUGAAAAUCACGAUCGAUCUCCUGCGCGCCAUUGACGAGAACCAGGCGGCCGCAGAUCUGCAGGACAGCACGAAGGAAUAAGUCCAUUUUGUGGACAGACACCGGUCCGCCCUCAUCCAGCGGGUCACCAUGGUGGCGCCGAUCCUGGACGCCCUCCUGACCAAG
Messenger RNA from Lepisosteus oculatus (spotted gar), 452 nucleotides. Lineage: Eukaryota; Metazoa; Chordata; Actinopteri; Semionotiformes; Lepisosteidae. The record is from RefSeq and is a predicted model, not a curated record.